Messenger RNA from Colletotrichum paranaense, 4236 nucleotides. RefSeq lists its product as uncharacterized. The coding region runs from base 1 to 4236 and encodes 1411 amino acids. The transcript is spliced from 3 exons. Gene Ontology annotation, molecular function: fatty acid synthase activity; phosphopantetheine binding. NCBI's taxonomy places the organism in Eukaryota, Fungi, Ascomycota, Sordariomycetes, Glomerellales, Glomerellaceae. The record is from RefSeq and is a predicted model, not a curated record. Gene Ontology annotation, biological process: fatty acid biosynthetic process.
AUGAGACUUUUUGAAUUCUUCAGGAAGGGGCCUUCUGCGGCGAAUGUGUCUUACACCACAUAUGAACGAAGAAGUCACUUUCCAUACCGCUCCGCAUGGGCUAGGAACACGACGGAGAUGAUCAAGCUUCUGCAUGAUGGCACAAUUGAUUCAUCGCCUCAAUUCCGAAAUACGUCACAAGCGCCGCACAUUGUCUUCGUGUUCUCCGGGCAGGGCGGGAAUAUCGCUGGUUCGGCCCAGCCGUUAUACGACAGCAACAGCGCGUUUCGGGAUGCUCUAGACAACUACAACCAACUCACGCAAGCUUCUCCGAGUACCGUGCUAGAACAGGUCGCACUUAUCGUGUUUGAGCUUGCUGCCAGCAAGAUGUGGAAGAGCUGGGGCAUUGCGCCCGCGACUGUACUUGGACAUAGUCUGGGAGAGUAUGCGGCUCUGCACUUAUGCGGCGUUCUCUCUGCUGCAGAUACUAUUUGGCUUGUGGGAAAACGCGCAGGCUUGGUGCAAAAGUCUUGCCAGCCUGAUACACACCGGAUUCUGGCUGUACUGGCCGAAGAGGAACGGCUCACUCCGUUCCUGGCAGAGUACGCAGUCAAGGUUUCAUGCAGAAAUUCACGAAGCCAGACUGUAGUUGAUGGGCCAUUCGACAGUAUCUUGCAGUUGCAAAGCCGUCUCAAGGUACAUGGCAUUAAAAGUGCCUUGGUCAAGACACCAUACGCAUUCCAUACGGGUCAGAUGGACGGGAUUCUGAAGAAUCUGCUCGCUGUUGGUGAACAAGCUUCCUUUGCCAGUCAACCACAGAUCAACUUUGUGUCGACGGUGACGGGUUCGCUGAUCGAUGCUUUCCCGUCCGGGCCCGAGCAUGUAGCCAAACACGCCCGCCAAUCUGUACUAUUUUCCGACGCCAUUGAAUCUGCGAUGACACUCAGCCCUGGUCGAAAUACCAUAUUCCUGACGAUUUCACCAACAUCGAUGUGCAGAGACAUGACUGCGUCAAACAUCACCACCGGGAAAGAAAGCAUGGCCGAGGUUCUCGAAGCUACAAGAACCGGAAGUCAGGCAUGCCUUGACGCUAUCACCUCCAGCAUGACUAGGCUUUACAAUUCUGGGGUUGACAUUGACUGGAGCCGAUACCAUGGUUCGAUGAAACAGAUCGGAAGUCUGCUAGAAUUACCAGCCUACAGCUUUGAUCUAAAGAAUUUCUGGAUUCCUCUAGAGCAAAGCCGCCAUCUCCCUUCAUCAUCACCGUCAUUAUCGUCAUCCUCACUCUCAACACAACUGGAUACACCUAUGUCUGAAUGUACACUCAACUUAGAAGACGACAUACACACGAUCGAGAAACCCAUUAUCACGAAUAUCCAAGAAGAGCCGCUAAGAAGUCUCAUAAUUGGUCAUGCAAUCCGUAACAAGGCCGUAUGCCCUGCAGGCGUACUGGUUGACAUGGCCUUCGCUGUUGUGCUAGAAAGGAUCGGCAAACGGGUGGGCCUCGAGUCUAUCGGGCUGAGAUCACUACGCCUGAUCGCGGCUAACACGAUAGACACUGAUACUGUCAACGAUUCCAUCCAGACUCUUGAAACAACAUUGCAAAAACGGACUGUAGCCCCAGAAUUCGAUGUCACUUUCAGCGGUGUCGAGCGUCAGACUCAUCACGCAAGUUGCAUCCUGCGAGUGAUGGAAGACGCCAAUGGUAUAAGAGGCGAGCACACGACUCGCACACUCAUCCGGGCCGUCUCUCGUAUCAAUCUGCUACGAAGCAACACCGCUUCCAACUACUUCAAUGGGCGGAUGAUCUACAAUAUGUGGACGUCCGUUAUGCAAUACUCUUCAGAGUAUCAUGUUCUCCGGAACCUCACACUAGCACCCCUCGGUUAUGAAGCCUGCGCGAAGCUUCAAACAACAUCAACGGCGGGGCCCGCAAACCGAGAGUACACGAUCGACCCGGUCUGGCUGGAUGGUGCCAUGCAGGCCGCUGGAUUCACAGUGAACAUGAAUGUGGCUGCUGAUCCCGGAGCGGUGUACGUUCUCACCGGAUGUGCGGCCAUCGACUUCUGGGAGCGUCCGCGAAGCAACAACAUGUACGCUUGUUACGUCCACGGCGAAGCAGACGUGUUAGGCGAUGUCAUCAUGAACGUUGCAAUAUUUGAUGAGGAGAACGACAUGGGCCCGGUGGCAGCUAUUAGUGGCAUGCGCUUCCACAAACUGAAGCAACGACCGGAAACCAAAAGCAAAAGUGGUAAAGGCUACGAGGACGCCACGGUACGAAUGAACGGGGGUGAGUCCAGCAAUCAGGUCAUCUCGCCUACGAAUAAGUUGUCAAAUCCAACUCCCUUUUCUCCGUCAAAGAGUGUGAGACUCGAUGAAAACAAUGCAGUCGCCGAUUCAGGCCCAGCGAGCUUGAUUCAUACACUCAUCUCAAUACUGGCCAAAGAGACGCAUGCAGACCCCGAUGAGAUUGGCCAAGACACCGCACUAGCCGACGUGGGUGUCGAUUCCUUGAUGGCCCCUACCAUAUCAGAUACCAUUCGCGUCAAGUUAGGCGUUGAGAUUCCAUUGAUAGCUCUAAUAGAAGCUCAAACUGUCAGCGACAUUGCCUCGCUUUGCGCGGAUAUCAAUUCCGCAAACGUCGAACCCAGGCUAGGUAAAGAUGCUGCUGAGAAGUCCAGUAUCUCACUAAGGAGCAUCGCCCGGGUAUCAGACGCAACAACUCGCGCUACGAGUGCUGAACUUUCGAGUAGAGUUGCUCUCUUGCAAGGUUCCAGUCAAUGCAAACAAAAUUUAUUCCUCCUUCCCGACGCCUCCGGAAGCAGCUCCGUGUACGCAGGGCUUCCGCCGAACCUAUCCCAACAGACCGACACGGGAAUCUAUGGUCUUGAGUCGCCAUUCCACGGCACGAGUUCCAUACCCGAUCUCGAAAUGGAUAGGUACUGUUCACUAUUCGUCGAGGCAAUUCUUCGGAUCCAACCAACGGGUCCGUAUCUCCUCGGUGGCUGGUCGAUUGGAGGGCGCCUUGCAUACGAAUGCGCAAGACAGAUCAUACAACUGGGACAUGAAGUUUCGGGACUUCUCGUGAUAGAGUCUUACGCAGAGAUGACGCCCAAUCUCUGCUUGAGUCCUGAGGCGAUCUCAGUUGAGCAUCUCGAGGCGACAGGGUUCAUUGGAUGGUCUGGAGGUCAUGCUUCGUCAAGCAUGGCUGAGUGGCAGAAGAACCACAUGCUAUAUCUCAUCCUCAUGAACAGCGCCUUCAAACUUGAACCCCUUUACGAGGACAAGAAGGAGAACACUGCGAUGUUGCAUUUAGUCUGUUCGUCAAACAGCGACUUUUCGCUGUUCCCAGCUAAAGUUUUGCAAAAAGCGCUGGAAUUGAGCAACAGAUCGUCUGGCAAUGCCAUAAACGGUGAUCAUGAAGAAUGGCAAGAAUUAGCAGGGCCACGUUUGAGGCAGCACGUCGUUCAGGGAGGACACUUUGACAUCAUGAUCCCAAGAGUGAAUGAGGAUCUAGCACAUGUCAUCGCAGAGGCAUUGAGAUCACUAAACAGCGCCCUCGAGCAACUCGGCUUCAAAGUCUUCUCCUUCCAAGCAAUGUGGCCAACCUGGCAAGAGUCAAUCCUACUCUGGACGGAAGCCAUCGAAGCAAAGUACCACAACCGCUGCAAACCCUACGGCCGCGCGGAAUUCGACAAGCUCCUGGGCGACUACGACGUCGUGAAAUGCCCGCACGCCCUCCUCUUCGCCGAGGACCUCGCCGCCGCCUACCCGGAAGCCCGCAUCAUCGUCUCCAAGCGCGACUACGAACCAUGGCGCGCCUCCAUGGAGAAGACGGUCUUCAAGCUGCGCCGCUCCCUCGUUUUCCGUCUGCUGCACCCGCUCGACCCCUUUCGCGCCGCGUGGUGGCCGUUCUUGCGGCUCAUCAUGGACACGGCGUACGGCGGGUGGGCCGAGGCGGUACCCGGGCGUAGACCCUAUGACGAGCACCACGCUCGUGUCGAAGCCAUCACGCGCGAGACGCCGGAGAGGAUGCUCGUCUUCUCCGGGCCCAAGGAUGGGUGGGUACCGCUGUGUGACUUUCUCGGCUUGCCGGUGCCGGAAACGCCCUAUCCGUGGACGAACUCGGGAGCAGACUUUUUCGAGAAGCAGGGUCACCGCGCGGGCGAGAGGCUGUUGCUGCGCAAACUGGCUGAGAGAGUGGCGGUCGUUGCAGGGGUUGGACUAAGCGUGUAUUGGUUCCUGCGACGCUCAUAG